Messenger RNA from [Torrubiella] hemipterigena, 1744 nucleotides. The record is from the annotation of a GenBank genome assembly. NCBI's taxonomy places the organism in Eukaryota, Fungi, Ascomycota, Sordariomycetes, Hypocreales, Clavicipitaceae.
CUCGCCUCCUGCUUGUGCUUGACCAGCGACAUCACGACACCUCCGCGCCGGCGCGAAUCCGACCGAAAUCCGACCAAGUUUUGUCAACACCGAGCAGAAACAAUCGAAUUUGAUAUCUGCACCGUUCAUCAUGGUUUGCGAAGGCUGCCGCACCUCGGCCCGUGGGCUGCUCCGGUCUGCCCUGCGUGCUGCGGCACCCACGACGAGAGGAACUUCUCCAGCAAUCCGAUCGAUGCUUCGCUCAGCAAUGCAUCAGCAGCAAACCGCCGGUACUGUUCGCCAAUUCAGCAACUCCAGCGCGCGAAGCCUCCUGGGCUCGUCAUUCCGCGACUCGUACCGCGUCGUAGGCGUCUCCGAGCGCCUGUUCAAGGUCUGCGCCAAGCAGGCCGACUACAAGAUCACAGAGGAGCAGCGCAAGCAGGACCAAGUCAAGAAGAUGGAGGACGGCGAAGAAGUCGGCGAGCCAACCGUCUCCGAAAGCGUAUGGCACACAAAAUUCAACCUCCCCCCGACAUUCAGCACCUGGUCGCACGUCACCAUGUUGCACCUGUACCUGCUCAACGCCAGAGUGCGCUGCUUCGAGCGCGAGGAAUACCGCAACUGGACACAGCAGCUCGUGGACCACUUCUUCUUCGAGUGCGAGAAGAAGAUGCACAUCGACCACCACAUCACGUCGUCGGCCCUGCGCCAGCGCUACCUCAAGGACAUCUUUGUGCAGUGGCGCGGCCUGAUCCUCGCUUACGACGAGGGCCUUAUCAAGGGCGAUGCUAUCCUGGCCAGCGCUGUCUGGCGAAACCUGUUCAAGGGCGACCCGGAGGUCGACCCGCGCUCGUUGGUGGCUAUUGUUGGCUGGAUGCGCGCGUCCCUGGCUAGUCUGGAGAGCACGAGCGACGCCAUGUUCCCCCAGCAGGCUGCUGAUAUCCUCGAGAGACCUGUCGAUGUCUUCUGGACAAGGCUUGAGGAGCCCUUCAAGAAGCAUGGCACCGGCGAGCCUGCUAAUGCUGCUCAAGCGGCGGCUAAGGCGGCUGCCGAGAAGAGGGCCUAAAGCGGCAGUUUGGUGUACGAACAACGAAAGAGGCUUAAUUUGUACUGUGUAUUACUAUUUAUGAAAAAGAAAUGCGGUCGGAGCAUCCUCAUGUACAUGUUGUCUACUCUGUUUCGACGGAUGCUACUAUUCUUUCUCCUUACUCCUGAUUUCUUUUUGCGCCAUCUGUUAGCCGAUAGACUCUUCAUCCUCUCUUCAUUGCAUACAUUGUAAUCUAUGAAAUACAUAAAAAGUUUGACCUUUACAAUUUUUAUUCUUGGCCUUUGUGGGACUAGUCUGUCUUUUCCCACAUCUGCCACUCGUACUGUGUGCCUGCUUCCUCUUGGAUACCCUCGACUUCAGGUCCCUCGCCCGUCCACGUUUUCAACUCUUCAGUUGAUCGCCUUGCCCAGCCCUCUGCUUUACCGCCGGUCAAAUCCAAAGGGAAAAACACGUCACAUUCAAAGUCUCGCAUGAUGUUUGUGAGUAGCACGCGCUUUGCCGCGGGGUGCUGGAGGGCAGCGCCGUAGAUUUGUCCGCCACCCAUGAUUAUGACGCGGGAAACGCUAGGGUGGCCCUGCGCGUACUCGAGAGCCUGUUCGACAGAGGAUACUCGGAUCGGCUCGUUGGGAGGCACAGGCUGCGUGGGCGGCGGCGGCGGUGGUGACGAGCGAGAGAUGACGAUGUUGAGGCGGUCUUUGAGAGGGCGGAACUUGGGAG